Molecule: messenger RNA, 2715 nt
Organism: Aethalodelphis obliquidens (Pacific white-sided dolphin)
Lineage: Eukaryota; Metazoa; Chordata; Mammalia; Artiodactyla; Delphinidae
Gene: SETD4
Product: SET domain containing 4
Exons: 12
Coding region: 505-1827 (440 amino acids)
Biological process (GO): peptidyl-lysine trimethylation; peptidyl-lysine monomethylation
Molecular function (GO): protein-lysine N-methyltransferase activity; protein binding
Source: RefSeq, a predicted model, not a curated record
GGAGGAGUCUGCUCUGGGGUGCGCGCACUUGGCGGUUCCUUCCCUGGUGGUACGGAAGGACUGCGUAGGUCGGCUUUUCAGAGCGCAGUUCCCCGUCCACGGACCACAGGGUUUUCUUCCCCCCGGCGCCCCGGUCCAGCUUUGGAGCGCUCUGACCCCAGCCGGUUUUGGCGGUGGCGCCUCCGGAACACAAUGCGCAUGCGCACGCCGAGAGGCUGAGGCCCGCGGCGGAAAGAGGGCUCCGCCUGGCGACUGAGGGCGUGGGUCAGUUUGGACUCGAGGCGGGCCUGGCGGCGCUCUAUCCCUCCCCCUGCUGCUGCUGCUCGCUUCUUCAACUCGCGAGCAUCUGGCGCGCUGUUCUGGGUUUCCACGUGGGCCCGCCCACCGCCGUCUUGAAGCUGUGCCAAGGUACAAUCAACAGUGAUUAUCAUACAGCUGGAAGAAAGGCAGAGAUAAUGCUUUUUAUUUUAGAUUGGGCAAUUAAGCAGAAACUGCAGUUUUAGUAUGAAGAACGGAGGUGGAAGAACAAGCCGAAUCAGAAGACGAAAACUCUUCACAAGUUCUGAAUCAAGAGGAGUGAAUGAGAGCUACAAGCCUGAAUUUAUAGAGCUUAAGAAGUGGCUGAAAGAUAGGAAGUUUGAAGAUACAAACUUAAUACCUGCUUGUUUUCCAGGUACAGGAAGAGGGCUGAUGAGCAAAACAUCCCUACGGGAGGGACAGAUGAUUAUCUCAUUGCCUGAGAGUUGCCUGCUCACAACGGACACAGUGCUUAGAAGCUACUUAGGGGCGUAUAUUGCUAAGUGGCAGCCUCCUCCAUCUCCUGUGCUGGCUCUUUGCACCUUUUUAGUUUCAGAAAAGCAUGCUGGGGACCGGUCUCCCUGGAAGCCUUACCUGGAGGUUUUGCCCAAGGCCUACACCUGCCCUGUUUGUUUGGAGCCAGAAGUGGUGAAUCUUCUUCCCAGACCUUUGAAAGCAAAGGCCAGAGAACAGAGAACCCACGUGCAGGAGUUCGUUUCUUCCUCCAGAGACUUUUUCUCUUCCCUGCAGCCUCUGUUUUCGGAGGCCGUCGAGAGCAUCUUCAGCUACAGCGCCCUUCUGUGGGCUUGGUGCACCGUCAACACCAGGGCUGUGUACAUGAAGCGCGCGCCGAGGCAGUGCUUUUCCACAGAGCCGGACACCUGCGUGCUCGCCCCGUUCCUCGAUCUGCUGAACCACAGCCCUGACGCCCAGGUAAAAGCAGCAUUUAAUGAGGAAACUCGCUGUUAUGAAAUUAGAACAGCUGUGAGCUGUGGGAAACACCAAGAGGUGCUCAUCUGCUAUGGCCCUCACGAUAACCACCGCCUGCUCCUCGAGUAUGGAUUUGUUUCCGUCCGCAAUCCUCAUGCUUGUGUUUAUGUCUCAAAAGAUAUACUUGUUAAAUAUCUUCCAUCAACAGAUAAACGGAUGAACCAAAAGAUCUCCAUUUUAGAGGAUCACGACUUUAUAGAAAAUUUGACGUUUGGAUGGGAUGGACCGUCUUCGCGGUUACUCACAGCUCUUAAGUUGUUAUGUCUGGAAGCUGAAGAAUUGACAUGCUGGAAAAAAGUACUUAUUGGGGAAAUAAUUUCAGAUACAAAUGAGAAGGCAAGUUUGGACAUAGCCCAGAAAAUAUGCCAUUAUUUCAUCAAGGAGAGUAAGGCUGUGCUUCAAAAGGUUUCUCAGAUGAGAGAUGAAGAAGUGGCUUUGAUAAACCAACUAACUUUGGUAGAAACACUGUGGACAGAAGAGCUGAAGGUUCUCCAGGCCUCUGCUGAGACCCUAACCGGUUUGCAAACAGCUUUUACGUAACUUCACCGAAGUGCAGGUGAUCACCUCCAAUGGAGGUGGAAUUCCUCUGGGGGUGAUCUCCCUGGCACUCAGACGCUCUUGGCUUGAGGCUGGGGUAACACAGGUAAAAUGCUUCCUGUACUUUUUUACAUGGCCAUCCUCGGUUUUUGAGCUCUGCAGGAUUUUUGAUGCUUCCUCAUUGGAUUCCAGAGCUUUCCCUGAGCUGUUUCUGUUGGUUUACAGUUGUGCACUGUCUUUGUGAGGAGGUGAACAUUGGGACCUCCUAGCCCUCCACCUUGCUGAUGUCACCUCCCUCUCACAUGCAGAGCUUUAAAAACUGCAGAGGCCGGAGUCCCAUCCCGAGGAUCUGAUUUAAUUGGUCUGGGGUGUGCCAACAUCCUGGGGGUCCUAAAGCUCCCACGUGACUUUGCUCUUCACCAGAGUUUCCUUUCUGAGUCUCUGGGCUAUAGGAACAAGCUCCUUUAACUUCUCCCAGCUGGAACAUUCUGGAUUUUCAAGCCUACAGUUACAAUAGUUUUGGGAGACAGGAGAGAGAAUGCCAGUUGCUGUUCCACUGAACGAGUUUAUGCUGCCUAAAUAAUUUCUAAAAUAGUACCAAUCCCUGCUGAGUACAGAUUAAUCCAAAGUACAAGUGCUUUAACAUUCAUUUCAGCCAGGACAAUGAAAUAUAAGUGGCCAGACCACAGCAGGGGCUCAGUACUUUUUAGUUCUUUUCACAAGACACCUGUGAGUGUCCCAAGUGUUAUGGUUGAUGCCUGAAAAAUAAGAAAUGGAUCUCUGAAUCUGUGGGACUCUGCAGUGAGCUUGAGACACUUCCAUCUUUGAACACUGGAUGGCACAAGAAGACCGCUGGGCUGAGGAUGCAUACUGAGGUCCUUGAGGCUACCG